GCUCGCGCUGUUGCCGUCGCUGGUUGCUGUGGAUUUGAUUGACGGGCAACAUGUUGGUGCGGUGGGGGAGCGCCGGGAUGCUACAGAGGGGGAGGAAUACCUGCGCCCAGAACACACCAAAACACACACACCGCGCUUAGAGACAGCACACCGCCUUCAGUCAAUUCCGUAUUUUAUUAUUAGGAAGAGAGAGCGAGAGAGAGAGAGAGAGAGAGAGCGAGAGAGAAAAAAAUGCCUCGGAGCGCGCGCUGGACGGUGACGGUCGCUGAUGCUGAUGACACCGCACUGAGGAUCUGAUCUCCCCCCCCCCUUCCCCUCCUCCUCCUCCUCCUCCUCCCCCCACUCUUAUUUCUUGUGUUAUUAUGGUAGGCUGAUGAUCAUGCAAACGGCGUCAGGAGACCCGAAACGGACAACGAUGAUGGAAUCGCCUUACACGUAGAGCCUGUUGUAUUUUUAGCGCACGCUCCGUUUUUUUUUUUUUUCAAUCUGAUGUGCAUGUUUUUAUUUCAUUUUAUUUUAUUUGCAUAAGCGUUUUUCUUCUAUUGCCGCUUAGAUUGAGAGAAAGUAUCCUGCUCUUCAUCAGCAUCAUCAACAUCAACAUCAACAUCAACAAAAAAAACAGUAAAAAAAAACAACAACAACAAGAACAACAACAACAAAACGGACUCUGCACAUGAUGGACGAGGAAAAGAUGACGAAAAGCGAGGAGGCUCACCUGAGUUUGCAGAAAGCCCUGCAGCAGUGCGAGCUGGUGCAGAACAUGAUCGACAUCAGCAUCUCCAGCCUGGAGGGGCUCAGGACUAAAUGUGCCACAUCUAACGACCUGACGCAAAAAGAAAUCCGCACGCUCGAGGGUAAGCUGGUGAAGUACUUUAGCCGGCAGCUCUCCUAUAAACAUAAAGUGCCCUUACAGGAGCGGAACGUGGAGCUGGAUGGCUUUCCUCGCCUCACACACUGGCUCCGCAUCGUCAACAUGAGGAAGGAGGUCACAGAGGAGAUCUCUCCAGGUGAGCUGACUCUUGAGUCGCUUUUAGACAUGUCGAAUGAAGAGGUGUGUGAGACGCUGCAGAAGUUUGGAGCAAGUGGGGACGAGUGUGCUCGUUUGAACGCCUCCCUCACCUGCCUACGCUCCGCCCACAAAUCAGAACAACUUGAGGACGACAAAUUGCACAGUAAUGGAGGACUUGGCAGCACUCAGCCUAAGCAGGACUGGUCCAUCCAGUGGCCAACGUCUGAGUCGGGGAAAGAGAACACACCAGCCGGUACCCCCGACCCCGGGCAGUGGGUGCGACUGCAGCUCUCGCAGAGCCCAAAGCCGCAGUCACGCUACACCCAUGCUCUGUGCCACAGCCCUCAGGCCCUGGCUCCUCCGACUUUCUACCCGCAGCCUGAGCGGCUGUGCGUGGACGUCUACCCGGGCCUGACACCGCUGGGCAUGCUGGAUGUAGGACACCGCUCUCUACCCCCAUCUCCCAGGCAGAGGCACUUUCCUCACACUCCCCCACGCACUCCACUGGUGGUGAACACCAUGACGCCACCGGGCACACCACCACUACGCCGCCGAAACAAGGUGAAGGCACCAGGCACGCCACCACCCGCCAACCGCAAACUCAUCCACCUGCUGCCUGGCUUCAGCUCCCUGCACCGCAGCAAAUCACACGAGUUCCAGCUGGGGAACCGCGUCGACGAUGCACACACUCCCAGAGCCAAGAAGAAGGCCAAGCCUCUGAACCUGAAGAUCCAUAACAGCGUAGCAGGGAGUUGUGAGAACCUGCCGACUCAGCGAUCUCCUCUCCACUCGGAUCACUCGCUCCGCUCGUUUUUCUUCCCGAGCCUUGUGCCCUCCACGCCACCCGUGCAUGCAGAGACACCCUCUGGCAACACCCUGUCAGUUCCUCGCUGGUCCCCUCAGAUCCCUCGCAGAGACUUGGGCAACUCUAUUAAACACAGAUUUUCCACCAAAUACUGGAUGUCACAGACUUGUAUCGUUUGUGGGAAAGGAAUGCUCUUCGGCUUGAAGUGCAAAACCUGCAAGUUGAAGUGCCACAAUAAAUGUACCAAAGAAGCACCUCCUUGCCAUUUACUUAUUUACCAUCGAGGAGGUAGGGACUCGUUCAAAGAUCAAGGAACAUCUCAAGCUCGUCAGCUCGUCAGGACCGAGUCAGUGCCGUGUGACAUAAACAACCCCCUCAGGUACACAGACCUGCACAUCAGCCAGACGCUGCCCAAAACCAACAAAAUCAACAAGGACCAUAUCCCUGUGCCGUACCAGCCUGACUCCAGCAGUAACCCCUCGUCCACCACCUCCUCGACCCCAUCAUCCCCAGCUCCGCCUCUUCCUCCCAGUGCAACUCCUCCCUCUCCACUUCACCCAUCCCCUCAGAGCGGCAGACAGACCAAACAGCCCAACCUAACAGCAUCUCAUUACUACAAAUACAAGCAGCAGUUCAUCUUCCCUGAUGUGACUCCAGAGGUUCCUAACAGAGCUCCUCAGGUUAUCCUCCAUCCUGUGCUGUCAGAGCCUGGUAACAAAGGCAACCCUCUGCUGCAGAUCGAGGUUGAACCUACUUCAGAUAACGAAGAUGGGAACCAUGAAGCAGAGGACUCGGCUGACGAGUUUGAGGAGAUGAACCUGUCGUUGCUGUCGGCACGUAACUUCCCUCGCAAGGCGAGCCAGACAAGCAUCUUCCUGCAGGAAUGGGACAUUCCGCUGGAGCAGCUGGAGAUUGGCGAACUGAUCGGGAAGGGCCGCUUCGGGCAGGUCUACCACGGCCGCUGGCACGGCGAGGUGGCCAUCCGCCUCAUCGACAUCGAGAGAGACAACGAAGAUCAGCUCAAGGCCUUCAAGCGGGAGGUGAUGGCGUACAGGAACACGCGCCACGAGAACGUGGUGCUCUUCAUGGGUGCGUGCAUGAGCCCACCGCACCUGGCCAUCAUCACCAGUCUGUGUAAAGGGAGGACUCUGUAUGCCGUUAUAAGAGAUGCGAAAGUCAUCCUGGAUGUCAACAAGACCAGACAAAUCGCACAGGAGAUGGUUAAGGGCAUGGGCUAUCUGCAUGCCAAAGGCAUUCUUCACAAGGACAUGAAGUCGAAGAACGUCUUCUAUGACAACGGGAAAGUGGUCAUCACUGAUUUUGGACUCUUUACCAUAUCUGGUGUUCUACAAGCAGGCAGUAGGAGAGAGGAUAAGCUGCGGAUCCCGAGCGGCUGGCUCUGCCAUCUUGCUCCCGAGAUUGUCCGCCAGCUCUCCCCGGAGACAGCCGAAGAUCAGCUCCCCUUUUCCAAACAGUCGGAUGUCUUUGCCUUUGGGACGAUCUGGUACGAGCUGCAUGCACGGGAGUGGCCUUUUAAAAACCAGCCAGCUGAGGUGAUCAUAUGGCAAGUGGGCAGCGGCAUGAGACCCAACCUCACUCAGAUCGGCAUGGGCAAAGAGAUAUCGGACAUCCUGCAGUUCUGCUGGGCUCACGAGUCCGAGGAGAGACCCAGCUUCUCCAAACUGAUGGAGCUGCUAGAGAAACUGCCCAAGCGCAACCGCCGCCUCUCGCACCCCGGCCACUUCUGGAAAUCAGCUGAGCUGUAGCAGUAACGGACUGCCUCCUGUUCCCCGUCCUCUCCACUCCACCAACACCCUGCUCUCAUCAACCAUCACAUGACAGGAAGUCCUCCCACUGACUUCCUGGGGUCUUUUUAAAUAGGAGGGGGUUGGUAAUGCCAUGCUAACUGCAGAGCAGAGAAGCCAUUUUUUCCUGGAUGCAAACUGGAUGAUUUGGAAUGAUCUCAGAUGAAUGAGAGAAUCCAAAGUGCUCCCUCGCUCCAUAUGCUUACACUGGGCUCUGGCUUCAGUGUUUCUCAGUUUGAUUUGGGUUAUUUUGCAUCUCUUGCUUUUACGUGUCGUGAUAAAUUAAAACUCAUGAUCACGCAUCAUCAUCAUCAUCACCAUCAUCAUCAUCACCAUCACCAACACACAAUAUGCAAAUGAUUGUAAUUUCAAACUAGUCCUGUCAUUUGAUUUUUUUUCUCUUGUACUUCAGUUGGACAUUCACAUGCUGUCAGUUUCUCUGAGAUGAACCACCUUGCCUAUAACUACUUCUUUUUUCCCCCUCAAACUCCCAUUUAUACAGUUGUUUUCAUUUCCAGAAAUAAGAUAUUAAAGGAGCAGUUUGUAAUUUUUAGAGCUGCCUAAAUUGUAUUUGCAAUUAUAAAAAAAUCAGCAAGGCUUUCCGUUCUCCCAGCAGACCCCAGUUAUUUGUUAAAACUACAUACUCCUGAGGUAUGAGAGUUUCCUUUUAAGGAAACAGAGCUCUGUUCCAGAUGGGGGCAGAACUAUUUUCAGGGCCAGAAAUGUGAAGACAGAACUACAGUUGUGUGCAUACCAUAAGGACAUGAAUUGAUAUUAUGAGGAAAUGUACAGAGAAAUGUGAUUUAAAGCAACAAGGCAGUUAGUGUGCUAAAUUUUACAAAUGUUCCUUAAUUAUCAUAGAUAAUAAAAAUGAUCAAAUAGGGUAUGUUACAGUGGCGAUUCGUCCAUAAGGGCAGGUGGUGCAGAGCCCCUCUGUAUACUGUAUAUUAGCUGCAUAAUCUCCAAGAACUCAUUCACAAUUCCAUACACUUUAAAUUCCACUGAAAUAUUAAUUACCUCUUUUGACCAAUGAUAUUAAACUAUUGCUAUUUGACCGAUAUAUGGCAGUGUCCCAUUGAUUUGCUCGCCUUUCUAGAUAUUGUGUGCUCCACUUGUUACCCUUAGCUUCCAUAGAGUUAUUGUUGCACCUAGUGGUCAAAAAUGAUAACUGCAACAAGCACUAUUAGAGGUCCACUGGGGCGGGAAUCACGCUGCCCCACGUUCGCUCUAUAAACAUUUUCAUUGGAGGAGCAGCGAACAGAACAGUUAAUUACAGAGAUGCCAAAUCAGGCUAAUGACUGCCAUCCCAUUUUAUAGCAAAUAAUCUGAAAUAAAUCUAAUACAUUUCUGCAAACAAAUGCAAACUGUAAGUGCAGACAGUGUCUAUGAUAUACAAAACCACUUCUAUUGUAAGAUAUAUUACAAAGAUUGGGAGAGGAGAAAGGGGGAUUCUGGAGUGGAUAACAUCUCUAUAUCUGAAGUGUGUUUGCACCAUGGUGAUCUUGUUUCCCACACAAAUACACAAGGUACUUAAGGUAAAUUUGAUUUUUUCAAUUAAAAAGCCAUUGGGGGUUGCAAAAUUUGUAAUGCAUGACAGUUUUGCUUUAGUAUCUUUAAAAUUAUAGCGUUAUUACAUGUCUAGAAUCACAUUUAAAAAUUACAAACUGCACCUUUAAGGAAUCAGUUCCCUGAUUUCAUUAUGGCUUUAUUCCUAACGGUCCUACUGGUUUAACUUUGCAUUUUACUGGUAUAGGGAUGGCAAGAAAGCGGGAAUGACAGGUGGAUCGUGGGAUAACUGUGCGUGAAACUCCCCUCCUCCCACCAUCUACUCCUGGUGUGUGUGCGUCUGUGUAUAUGUAUGCGUGUGUGUUUUUGGGUGCCUCUGCAUUCCGUUUGCGUUCUCCAGAGUUCCUCAGAUUCCCCGGCUGAGGUGCAUGGCACUGAAUGCAUGGAAAUAUCAGACUAAACCCCACACGUGUUUUCAGCAUGACUAUCUGAAGCAUUUCAUCCAAAAUGACUCGCAAACAAGACAUUAUUUAUCACUGCAUUUCUUAAUAUGAGGAGAAUACCCUCAUGGCUGAUUUUGUAAUGUUCUCAAGUGAGGAAAUGUGAAAGAAUAUUCAGAUCUGGCAUUUUUGUGUAUUUUUUUUACGUGGAAUGAUUCAUGUCUUUUGAUAAUUAACAAAUAUUUCAGAUAUUUCUGCAAAUUGGAUGAAAGAAGCCUGCAGCGCUAGGCACCAUUAAUAAUCUUCAUCUCAUAUCUUGUCUAAUUGAGGCACAUAGCACGCAUUCUAUCUCUCUUCACCUCUCUUUUGCAAUUUGGACAUCAGGUUCCUUUCAUAUUCAUGAAACUUGUUUGUUCCAGUAUGCAUCAUUUUAUGAGAAAAUGAUUAUUUUUGGGAAUUCUAACACUACAAAUCUCAUUCAUGUGCACAUUAACUUUUUUGUAGAAUAAAACUUCUAAGUGACUGCAUGUGCUUUGAUUAAAUUUCAUUUCCAUACUCGCUUGGCUCAUGACGGCAUCGGUGCCCGAUCCAGGCUGAGUUCGAGCGUGGGCACAGCGUGCAUAAAAAGCCAAACCUGUUGCUAGUGUGCUAUUUGGCCCCAAGUCGUCCAUAUGUGCUUCACAAAGCCUAGCGCCAUGAAGAGACAGAGCUCUUCUCAGGCACUGACAUAAAAAGGGAAAAAAGAAACUUUUCAAAAGGACAAAAAGCAAGAUAAAUUCUGUGAGACACUUUAAUCUCCAUCUGUGAAAUAUUAGCAGAAUAAGAAGCAAUUAUUUUAUUUAUUUCCAACAUUUCUCAAAUGCUUAAUUGCACAGAGCAUGGAUAUAAUUUUUUUUUUUGAGAGGCUUCCAUCCUCUCAAAAAUCUAUUAAAUAUAUGUGUGUGUGGGAGUGAAUGUGAAACUGAUUAUAACUUUUAAUCAGUGAAUGUAGUUGCAUCGUUACAUCUCUAAUAAACUUCACAUUUUAGCUGUUUUUUUUUAAAUUAGAUUCAGCUGUCUAAAAUCAUACCAUCACCAUCAUUUAACACUUACCACUCCUACAUGCUCACUUCAUCUUCUCACUGAGACGGAAAGCAGCCUGAUAUCACAUGCAAAAACCAAGGCUGGGUCAAUCGGCUCGAUUGAUAGAUGUGUAUAUUUUGUACAGUCAUAUUUCUAUAGGUUUUUCUACUCUUGUACACUGGAGGAUAUUUAUAAUCACAAAUGUUAUGAAUGUCAUCUCUGAAACACUGCAGGCCUUCUUACCAAAUCUGUGUUUUUGUUUGUGAAGCUUUUGGUCAGGUUCAGCUGUUGCCCAGAGAAAUAAAAACUUAUUUAUGAAAUCAUAUUUGUCUGGCAGUAAUUGUGUUGGUUUUGUACCUGUGGCUUGGCUUAGUGGUUUAUCAGUAUUAUGAGAUUACAGAAAAGUCAGUCAACUAAACAAGGAAGAUACAGAAUUAUAUUAAAUGAUCAUAAUUUCCAUUAAAGGUUUAGAUCAUUAUUUCAAAAUAAAAGGUUGUGUGGUAAAAUAAGGUAAACAUCAGAGAAAAUUAAAGACUAGAUCAGCCUGUUUAUGAUGUAAAUGAAUGAAUGAAUUGUUUAUUUAUGUAUGUAUUAUGUCACAUAUGCAUGAUAAUAUCUAUUUGGGAUUUUACAUCAGUUUUAAGCAACUUUGUUAUUCAUGAGAUUUCCACUAGGAAAAUGUAGCUAAUAUCCAGUAUCACCAACUUUUGUCACAAUGACAAAAAAUAUUAUAUUAGCCAAAGUUAACAAGCAAAAGUGAUUGAAAAUGCUACAUUAAAAAGUUGUGAACACUAAAAUGUGUUAAGAAGAUAAGAGUGAUUACACUCACCAUUGCACUAAUAGGAACAUCUGUACACCUGCUCAUUCAUGCAAUCCAAUCAGCCAAUCAUGUGGCAGCACACAGAAUGGUGUGAAAAAAAACAAAAAAACAUCCAGUGUAGAGCAGUUCUGAGCCGCAGAAAUGCUUGGUGAUGGUCAGUCUGGUGUGAGCUGACAGGAAGAUUACAGAAACGCAAAUAACCACUCUUUACAACUGUGGUGAGCAGAAAAGCAUCUCAGAAUGCAUAACAUCCUGAACCUUGAGGUGGAUGAGCUCCAAGAGCAGAAGAUUUCCUCAGGUUUCACUCCUGUCAACCAAGAACAGGGGCUACUGUGGGCAC
This is a messenger RNA of Pangasianodon hypophthalmus (striped catfish), 7787 nucleotides long. It is a transcript of the gene ksr2, whose product is annotated as kinase suppressor of ras 2. The coding region runs from base 674 to 3580 and encodes 968 amino acids. Gene Ontology annotation, biological process: protein phosphorylation. Gene Ontology annotation, molecular function: ATP binding; protein kinase activity. The transcript is spliced from 22 exons. The record is from RefSeq and is a predicted model, not a curated record. NCBI's taxonomy places the organism in Eukaryota, Metazoa, Chordata, Actinopteri, Siluriformes, Pangasiidae.